AUGUCUCAGUCCGGUCAAGGAGCUGGCGGCGGCGGCAGCGGCGGAGGAGGAGGAGGAGGAGUCGACAUUUCAACCCUCUCGGUCCAACAAAUCUCCGCCCUCCAAGCCCGCCUGUCCCAGGAACUCGAACACCUAAGCACGUCGUACCAACGUCUGCGCGCCGCUCAGGCCCGCUUUCGAGACUGCAUCAAGAGCAUACAAGACGGAGUGGAGGGUAAGAGCGGAGGAACACCUCUCCUCAUUCCGCUCACCACGUCGCUAUAUAUUCCCGGGACGCUGGCUCCGACGUCGUCCACCGGUGCGGGCGCGAGUUCCGGUUCCAGUCCCUCUUCCUCAGCAAGCCUCCUAGUCGACGUUGGGACGGGGUUUUUCGUGGAAAAGACACCGAGGGAUGGUAUCAAGUUCUAUGAGCGCAAGAUCGACGAGCUGGCGAAGAACCUGGCGGAUAUCGAAAAGGUGGUGACGGGGAAGAGCGAGAAUUUGAGGAUCAUCGAGGACGUACUCAGGCGGAAGAUGGUCGAGGAGCAGCCUAGGCAGUUUGGUGCCGGUGGGGGGAGCACCAACCCUGUGGCGGCGGCGGCGGCGGCUGGGGGAGGAUAA
This is a messenger RNA of Cladophialophora carrionii CBS 160.54, 600 nucleotides long. RefSeq lists its product as uncharacterized. The record is from RefSeq and is a predicted model, not a curated record. Gene Ontology annotation, cellular component: prefoldin complex; cytoplasm. The coding region runs from base 1 to 600 and encodes 199 amino acids. Gene Ontology annotation, biological process: protein folding; regulation of DNA-templated transcription. The transcript is spliced from 2 exons. NCBI's taxonomy places the organism in Eukaryota, Fungi, Ascomycota, Eurotiomycetes, Chaetothyriales, Herpotrichiellaceae.